Molecule: messenger RNA, 1738 nt
Organism: Arabidopsis arenosa
Lineage: Eukaryota; Viridiplantae; Streptophyta; Magnoliopsida; Brassicales; Brassicaceae
Source: the annotation of a GenBank genome assembly
AUAAUUCACCUGCAAACAUUUUGAAUACAACAACCAAUAUUGCACCCAAAACCACUUCCUCAUAUACAAUUCUCCACAAUAGUAAAAAAUACACACAUAUAUUUUUUUGUUCUUAUAUACAAAUUUGGAGAGAUAUAUUGGGAUGGAGUUUCUUGAGAUGUCUCGAGUUUGGUACAUAGUCUUCAAAGUUUUCAUCGUAGUUCUUUGCCUCAUGUUCUUGAAGCUCUUUGUGCGUUGUUGGAUAUUGCCGGUUCGAGCUCAAAAGAAGCUUAGAGAAAACGGAUUUUUCGGUCCAACUCCUAGUUUUCCAUUAGGAAACCUUAAUGACAUGAAGAAGCUGAAGAUGGCCUCGGUUAUGGUGGAUAAUAGCAAAUCUUCCACCAUUAUCAACCAUGACAUACACUCCAUUGCACUUCCACAUUUCGCUCGGUGGCAACAAGAAUACGGGAAAGUAUUUGUGUACUGGCUAGGAAUAGAGCCAUUCGUGUACGUGGCGGAUCCUGAAUUCUUGAGUGUUAUGUCGAAAGGUGUAUUGGGAAAGAGUUGGGGAAAACCAAAUGUUUUCAAGAAAGACAGAGAGCCAAUGUUUGGUACCGGUUUGGUUAUGGUCGAAGGCGAUGAUUGGACAAGACAUCGCCACAUCAUCACCCCUGCAUUUGCCCCUCUUAAUCUUAAGGUUAUGACAAAUAUGAUGGUGGAAUCAGUCUCCAACAUGUUGGACCGAUGGGACAUACAAAUAAACUCGGGUAAUGCCGAAUUCGACAUGGAGAGCGAGAUUAUAGGAACAGCCGGUGAGAUAAUAGCCAAGACAAGCUUCGGAGUCACCGGAGAAAACGGCACUCAAGUCCUCAAAAACCUGAGAGCCGUGCAAUUCGCUCUCUUCAACUCAAAUCGCUACGUAGGCGUGCCAUUCAGCAACAUUUUGAGUUACAAGCAAACCGUUAAUGCAAAGGAGCUAGGUCAAGAGAUCGAUGGUCUCCUUUUGUCGUUCAUAAACAAACGGAAGAUAUCUUUGGUCCAAGGAGACGACCAAGGCCACGAUCUUCUCGGAAUGUUGCUUAAGGCCGAUCAGAAAGGGAAUUUUACUGCGAAAGAGCUUGUGGACGAAUGCAAAACAUUCUUCUUCGCUGGCCAUGAGACAACGGCUUUAGCACUAACGUGGACGUUCAUGCUUCUUGCAAUCCAUCCCGAGUGGCAAGACACGCUCAGGGAAGAGAUUAGACAAGUCAUCGGAGAUUCCAAGAUUGAGUAUAACAAACUUGCCGGUCUAAAAAAGAUGAGUUGGGUAAUGAACGAGGUUCUCCGGCUAUAUCCACCGGCGCCUAACGCACAACGACAAGCCCGAAAAGACAUUGAAGUGAACGGUCGGGUGAUUCCUAACGGAACAAACAUUUGGAUUGAUGUGGUGGCAAUGCACCACGACGCUGAGUUGUGGGGAGACGACGUUAACGAGUUUAAACCGGAGAGAUUCGACGGCAAUUUACACGGUGGUUGUAAGAAUAAAAUGGGUUAUAUGCCGUUUGGAUUCGGAGGGAGGAUGUGUAUCGGUCGAAAUUUGACCACCAUGGAGUACAAGAUUGUCUUGUCAUUGGUUUUGUCCCGGUUCGAAAUCUCGGUUUCACCCGGUUAUCGCCAUUCUCCGACGUACAUGCUUUCUCUCAGACCGGGUUACGGUUUGCCUCUAAUUAUACGACCACUUUAGAUUGCAUUAACAAACAAAUAUAAAGUCUUUAUUUCA